AUGGGAGAGGAGAACUUUGAGCAUAUCAGACAAUUUCUGUACAGCUUGACACAAGCACUGCACCAGGUUGGAGGGGACAAGUUUAAAUUUGCCCUUGUGCAGUACAGUAACAGGCCUGAAACUGAGUUCCAGCUCAACAGCUACCCAACAACACAGGGAGUCCUGGCACACAUCAAGGCUAUGUCUUACCGUGGUGGUGGCACCCGAACUGGCCUGGGCCUGGAUUUCCUGAUUCGUACACACUUGACCACUGCUUCGGGCAGCCGUGCUGUUGAAGGAGUGGCCCAGGUGGUGGUGGUGCUAACAGACGGGCGCUCCCAGGAUGAUGUGGCCAAGCCAGCUCAGGUGCUGUGGCUGGCUGGCGUGGAGGUGUUUGCAGUUGGAGUUCAGGAUGCAGUGGACUCGGAGCUCAGGGAGAUGGCUAGCCAGCCCCAUGACACUCAUGUUUUCAAUGUAGACUCUUUCCUGAACUUGCGGGAUAUAAUCCAAGAUUUAGUAGUGGGGCUUUGCAGAGCAGUGACCCAGUCAGGGGGGGCUCCAGUGGCAAACGAGGCCCCUGUGGCUGGAGGAGGGACAGCGCAAGAUUCAGCUGACCUAGUACUCUUAAUUGAUGGAUCACAGAACGUUGGAGCAACAAACUUCCCCUUUGUGCGUGAUUUGGUUUUGAGAAUGAUUGAGCGCCUUGAUGUGGGCAGGGACACUGUUCGGGUGGCCUUGGCCCUGUACAACGCCAACCCAGAGAUAAAGUUCUAUCUAAAUAGCUAUGACAGCAAAUCAUCAGUCCUGGAAGCUGUGAAGGGCCUCGCCUACUCAGGGGGCGACGAAUCUAACCUGGGGGCUGCCUUGGAGGAAGUGGCCGAGAGCCUUUUGAGCCAAACAGCUGGGGGCAGGGCAGACGAGGGUGUGCCCCAGAUGUUGGUGGUUAUCAGUGCUGCGCCAUCCACUGAUGAUACUGGUGCUGGUGACCGGGCCCUUAAGAGGGCUGGCGUUAUCACAUUUGGCCUGGCGAUUGCUGACACUGCCACUGCAGAUCUGGAAGCAGUUGCUACAGAUAAUAGUUUUGUCCUGUCAGCCCCUGAUUUCAGAGCAGUGGCAAGCAUGGGUGACCAGCUUCUCCCAUACAUUAACGGGGUGGUCCAGCGCACCAUUAUAGUUCAGAAUGAGUUCACAGAAGUCUCAGUAGUCGGAAAACGAGACAUCAUUUUCCUUGUCGACAGUACAAUGGGUUCACUGGUCAUCAACUCCGUGCGCGAAUUCAUCAGGAAGUUUGUCGAAAGGAUGCCAAUUGGUCCAGAUGAAGUUCAAGUGGGUGUGGCCCAGUUCAGCAAUAUCCCUCGACUUGAGAUGGAUCUCAACUCCCAUGGAUCCAGGGAGGCAGUAAUUGCUUCUUUGGGCGGUUUCAAACCAAGACCUGGACAGGCAAUCAACAUUGGAGCAGCCUUGGACUUUGUCCGGACGAAUAUGCUGCGACCAGAGAAGGGCAGUCGUAUUGAACAGGGGGUACCCCAGCUUUUACUGCUGAUGACCAGUAAAAAGUCCAGUGACAGUGUCGAAGAACCUGCUAAGGCCCUUCAGCGAAUGGGCGUAUUGACUCUAGCUGCAGGCUCCAGGGCUGCUGAUGAGCAGGAGCUGAAACAGAUUGCCUUUGCUGACAGUGUUGUGUUCAUGAUGAGGGACUUCCGUGGACUGGCCCGCAGCUCAAGGGAAAUUAGUGAUGCGCUCUCAACUCUAGCUGGGGUGGUGGUGAUGACCGAACAACCGACUGAGCCAGUGGUCGAGAUAACCACAGUGCAGACUCAAAAAGUGGUCCGAGACAUUGUCUUCCUUGUGGAUGGUUCAAACUACAUUGGCAGCAGUAAUUUACCAUAUGUGAGAGACUUCAUUAUCAACGUGGUCAACCAGUUGGAUGUGCGUCCUGACAGGGUCCAGAUUGGUCUCCUUCAGUUUGCUGACCAUCCAAAAAUUGAAUUCUAUCUGAACAGCUACCGCAGCAGGCAAGAUGUUGUGAAUGCAAUCUCUCAACUCAGGCUGACUGGAGGCUCAGUUUUGAAUACAGGAGCUGCCAUGAAUUAUGCCCUUGCCAACAUGUUCCAGCCAUCAGCUGGGUCACGCAGGAGGCAGGGAGUCCAGCAGGUGUUGGUUCUGAUCACAGGUGGCCCAGCCCAGGAUGAGGUUAAAAGUGUAGCUGAUAAAAUGGCUCUGGCUGGUGUUUUGACCUUCACAGUCAGUUCUGGACAAGCAGAUGACAACCUACUGAAAACAGUUGCCUUUGUUCCAGAUUUGGCUUACCAUGAAACAAGCUUCUCUAAUUUACCAGCUAUGGCUGAACUAAUAAUGCCAAAGUUGAUAACAGUGGUUGGCCAUACAGAUGUGACAUUCCCUGAUGAAUCUGUUGUCGUCCCUGGAGCUGAAAGGGAUGUUGCCUUCCUCAUUGAUGGCACAGAAAAUGUUCGAGCAGAUUUUGCCUACAUCCAGGAUUUUAUCAUUAAAGUAAUUGAACCACUUGACAUUGGGAUUGACAGGGUACGAAUUUCAGUGGUUCAACACAGCGAGAGGCCAACUCCAAGUUUCUACCUUAACACUUAUCAAACCAAAGAUGAAGUGAUAAGAGCUGUCAACACAAUGACACCGGCUGGUGGACGUAGUCUAAACACAGGAUCUGCUCUAAGAUUCAUGAAGGACACCAUCUUGUCUGAAAGGCAUGGUAGUCGGGCUGCGCAAAAUGUCCCUCAGUUUCUGAUUGUUUUGACUGGAGGCAGGUCCAGGGAUAAUGUGAAGGAGCCUGCUGGUGCGCUGAAGACAGAGGGAGUCGUACCGUUUGGUGUUGGUGUCAAGGAUGCAGACCCAAAGCAGAUUGAAGCCAUUUCACACAACCCUUCAUUUGCCUACAAUGUGAAGGAAUUCAGUGAGCUUAGUACCAUACCACAAAGGCUCAAUAACUAUGUGACUCUUACAAAGGAAGAUCUGGCCGUAGUCCUACAGCAAGUGGAGAGACAGCUACCAGGAAGGGAUGUUGUGUUCUUGUUGGAUGGAUCUGAUGGUACUAGAACUGGAUUCCCAGCUAUGCGAGACUUUGUCCAAAGAGUAGUAGAGACACUCAGCGUGGAUGACAACAAAGACCGUGUCUCAGUGGUUCAGUACAGCAGAGAUCCAACUGUCCAGUUCUAUCUGAACACAUACGCGACAAAAAGGCGAGAUCCUUGACACUAUCAGAGGUUUGAGGCACAAAGGCGGA
Siniperca chuatsi (mandarin fish) is the source of this 3235-nucleotide messenger RNA. Its product is annotated as collagen alpha-3(VI) chain-like. The transcript is spliced from 6 exons. The record is from RefSeq and is a predicted model, not a curated record. NCBI's taxonomy places the organism in Eukaryota, Metazoa, Chordata, Actinopteri, Centrarchiformes, Sinipercidae. Bases 1 to 3204 code for a protein of 1067 amino acids.